CGGUGCGGCGACCGCUUUUGCCGCCCGGUUGCGGUGAGGACAAUGGCCAGCCCAGAGGACGACCUCAUCGGCAUCCCCUUCCCCGAGCACAGCAGCGAGCUGCUGAGCUGCCUGAAUGAGCAACGGCAGCUGGGGCUGCUCUGCGACGUCACCAUCAAGACGCAAGGGCUGGAGUACCGCACCCACCGUGCUGUCCUGGCUGCCUCCAGCCGCUAUUUUAAGAAGCUCUUUGCAGGGCCGGGGCCAGGGCAGGAGGUCUGUGAGCUGGACUUUGUGGGGCCAGAGGCACUGGGUGCACUGCUGGAGUUUGCUUACACAGCCACACUGACCAUAAGCAGCGCCAACAUGGGCGAGGUGCUGCGUGCUGCCCGGCUGCUGGAGAUCCCCUGUGUCAUUGCUGCCUGUGUAGAGAUCCUGCAGGGCAAUGGGAUGGAGGCACCUGGCCCCGAUGAUGGCGACUGCGAACGCGCCCGCCGCUACCUGGAGGCUUUCUCCACCCUCCCCGAGGGUGAGGUGCCCGCCCCACCACCCCCCCGCCCCACCCCCCGCCGCAGCAAGAAGACCCGCAAGUUCCUGCAAGCCCGUGGUGCCCGUCUCAACAACCAUGCCGAGGAGCCACCCACUGAGGCCGAGGGUUCUGGCAGCCCCCCGCCGCCCUCCCAGCUGCCCUCGCCCCCUCUGCCUGAGGGGCUGCCCCUGCCAUAUGACAGCUUUGAGCUGCCUGAGGAGGAGGAGCUGCCCCCACACUCCUUCCCCUUCCCCUACCAGCCACCCCUGUCCCCUGAGGAGGCUGCUUCUGAUGACGACGCCAUCGACCCCGACCUGAUGGCGUAUCUGAGCUCUCUGCACCAUGAGUCGCUGGCGCCUGGGCUGGAUAGCCCUGACAAGCUGGUGCGCAAGCGCCGCUCGCAGAUGCCCCAGGAGUGCCCUGUGUGCCACAAGGUCAUCCAUGGCGCCGGCAAGCUGCCCCGCCACAUGCGCACGCACACGGGCGAGAAACCCUUCGCCUGCCAGGUCUGUGGAGUCCGAUUCACACGGAAUGACAAAUUGAAGAUCCACAUGCGGAAGCACACAGGUGAGCGGCCCUACUCCUGCCAGCACUGCAGUGCCCGCUUCCUGCACAGCUAUGACCUGAAGAACCACAUGCACCUGCACACAGGCGCCCGGCCCUACGAGUGCUACCUCUGCCACAAGGCCUUCGCCAAGGACGACCACCUCCAGCGGCACCUCAAGGGCCAGAACUGCCUGGAGGUGCGGACCCGCCGCCGCCGCCGUGAUGAGCCCCCUCCACCGCCCGCUGGGCCCCCCGGCCUCGACCUCUCCAACGGGCGGCUGGAGGGGCUGCGCCUCUCCAUCGCCCGCUACUGGGCUCCAGGGCAGCCCGAGGAGGAGGAUGAGGAGCCGGAGGGUGAGGAGGGGCCGCAGCCAGAUGGCACCGUGCCGGUGGAGAUGGCAUAG
Sturnus vulgaris (Common starling) is the source of this 1458-nucleotide messenger RNA. It is a transcript of the gene ZBTB7B, whose product is annotated as zinc finger and BTB domain containing 7B. Gene Ontology annotation, biological process: regulation of transcription by RNA polymerase II; positive regulation of gene expression. Gene Ontology annotation, molecular function: RNA polymerase II cis-regulatory region sequence-specific DNA binding; DNA-binding transcription factor activity, RNA polymerase II-specific; protein binding. NCBI's taxonomy places the organism in Eukaryota, Metazoa, Chordata, Aves, Passeriformes, Sturnidae. The record is from RefSeq and is a predicted model, not a curated record.